AUGAAGUCGUAUCACUUUCCCAUUCCUGCAUUAGCUGUUGCUGUGUGCAUUUCUUGGAUUUUGCCAGUACAGUGCUGCAAUAAAGCCCUCUGUGCAAGUGAUGUCAGCAAAUGCUUAAUUCAGGAGCUGUGCCAGUGUCGUCCUACAGAUGGAAACUGCUCUUGCUGUAAGGAAUGUAUGCUGUGUCUUGGCACACUUUGGGAUGAGUGCUGUGACUGUGUAGGAAUGUGCAAUCCCAGAAAUUACAGUGACACUCCCCCAACCUCCAAGAGUACAGUUGAGGAACUUCAUGAUCCCAUCCCAUCUCUUUUCCGGGCACUAACAGAGGUGGAUGGCAUAAAGCAACUUAACUGGAACAUUGUUUCUUUUCCUGCGAUAGAAGAACUUUCUCAUCAUGAAAACCUGGUCUCCUUUCUGGAUUCAGUGAAUCAGCCACAACACCAGAACAUAUCUGUGUCUCAAAAUGGGGCCCAUGUGGAUCACAGCAAUGAUAAAGGUAUGUACAGUCAACUUUAA
Molecule: messenger RNA, 516 nt
Organism: Staurois parvus
Lineage: Eukaryota; Metazoa; Chordata; Amphibia; Anura; Ranidae
Source: the annotation of a GenBank genome assembly